This is a messenger RNA of Phyllopteryx taeniolatus (common seadragon), 1602 nucleotides long. It is a transcript of the gene suclg1, whose product is annotated as succinate-CoA ligase GDP/ADP-forming subunit alph. Lineage: Eukaryota; Metazoa; Chordata; Actinopteri; Syngnathiformes; Syngnathidae. The transcript has 9 exons. Gene Ontology annotation, molecular function: succinate-CoA ligase (ADP-forming) activity; succinate-CoA ligase (GDP-forming) activity. Gene Ontology annotation, biological process: tricarboxylic acid cycle. Gene Ontology annotation, cellular component: mitochondrion; succinate-CoA ligase complex (ADP-forming). Bases 202 to 1176 code for a protein of 324 amino acids. The record is from RefSeq and is a predicted model, not a curated record.
ACCAUAGUUUAUUUUGUUGAUAUGUGAUGCCCUCUUAAUCCAAAACGAGUCUUAGAAAAAUGCACUGUACCGUAUUUGGAUGAACAAAAGUAUUUGUUAACGUCAAUCGAACUGUUGUCAUUUUAAAGGGGGAUAUUUAUGGGCAGCUCGUGUCCGUGUUUAAGGUCCUGAGCCUCCAGUGUCAUUGGUGAAUGACCCAAUAUGUCACACGGCAGGUUAUUUGCCAGGCUGCUUUUGCAGCAAAGUGGCGUCAGGCACUGUUAUACAGGAACCAGGCAGAACCUCUACAUCACCAAGAACACCAAGGUCAUCUGUCAGGGUUUUACGGGAAAGCAGGGGACAUUUCACAGUCAGCAGUCUCUUGACUAUGGAUCGCAGUUAGUCGGAGGUGUGUCCCCCGGCAAGGGGGGCAAGACUCAUCUUGACCUGCCUGUCUUCAACUCUGUCAAAGAGGCGAAGGAAGGCACAGGAGCUGAUGCCACCGUGAUAUAUGUGCCCCCUCCAUUCGCUGCAGCUGCCAUCAUUGAGGCCAUUGAUGCUGAAAUUCCACUGGUGGUGUGCAUUACAGAGGGUAUCCCCCAGCAAGACAUGGUGAAAGUGAAGCAUAGACUUCUGCGCCAGAACACCACUCGUCUCAUUGGCCCCAACUGCCCAGGAGUCAUUAAUCCUGGAGAGUGCAAGAUUGGGAUCAUGCCUGGCCACAUUCACAAAAAAGGAAGGAUCGGUAUUGUGUCUAGAUCAGGAACUCUGACAUAUGAGGCUGUGCACCAAACUACACAAGUUGGCCUUGGCCAGUCCCUCUGCAUUGGUAUUGGCGGGGACCCGUUCAACGGUACAAACUUCAUAGAUUGCCUGGAGGUGUUCCUGCAGGAUCCCAAGACAGAAGGCAUCAUCCUGAUUGGGGAGAUUGGAGGCAAUGCAGAGGAGAAUGCAGCGGAGUAUCUUAAGCAACACAACUCUGGUGCUAACGCCAAGCCUGUGGUGUCCUUCAUCGCUGGGCUAACUGCUCCUCCUGGGCGAAGGAUGGGUCACGCUGGUGCCAUCAUUGCUGGUGGAAAAGGAGGCGCCAAAGAGAAAAUUGCUGCCCUGCAGUCAGCUGGAGUUGUAGUUAGCAUGUCCCCUGCCCAGCUUGGCAGCACUAUGUUCAAGGAGUUUGAGAAGAGGAAGAUGCUGUGAGCAGUUUGAGAAGACACGUGACCUCCAAGAUGAACAACCUGAUUCUUUACGUGCAUAUGCUCCCAAUCUCUAACCCCGAAUAUCUCUGCAACUAUGAGCACACAUUCAGUGUUUAUAUUGUAAUUCUGUCACGAACUUGCACAUAAUGAAAGUAAGAAAUAAAGUGUCUUGCUGGUAUCUUAAAGAGGCCAGAAUCAGAAUCAUCUUUAUUUUGCCAAGUAUGUCCAAAAACCUUAUGUAUGCUAUAAUACUUAUAUACCUUGUACAAGCUUUGCAGAUGUUAUUUUCCUUCCUCUGCUUAAUGUUGAAAGCUGAGGGAAGACUGGCAUUAUAACCCUUGGUUGAGUGCACCUGUUGUUGUAAGAUUCAUAUCCCAUCAUUUGUCAGUGGCUGCCCACCUGAAUAAGAAGUAUUUCUCAUCAGUCA